Molecule: messenger RNA, 7560 nt
Organism: Aphanomyces invadans
Lineage: Eukaryota; Oomycota; Saprolegniomycetes; Saprolegniales; Verrucalvaceae
Exons: 14
Coding region: 78-7481 (2467 amino acids)
Biological process (GO): transmembrane transport; monoatomic ion transport
Cellular component (GO): membrane
Molecular function (GO): protein-containing complex binding; monoatomic ion channel activity; zinc ion binding
Source: RefSeq, a predicted model, not a curated record
UGUUGGUGUCGGUGUUCCUGGCAAAACUGCUGAUGUGGUAUUGACAUUUCUCCCGAAGAGAGAUUCACCUCCCGUACAUGAGCUUCAAGGUGGUGUCGUCGACAACUAUCAAGGGCUCAGGCAGGUCCUCCGGCCGGGUGGCUCCGACAAUGCUCGGAGACACGAACUCGAUGAACAGCAUCUCGAACAUUCGGCGGACGGACUUGACGUGGGAGAUUGCAUACAAGUCGACCCGGACCUUCGACCCCGACUCGACCAAGAUGCAGCUGUGGCAUACGUUCUUGCUUGUCGUCGUGUUAUACGACGCAUGGAUCGUACCUUUGCUCACGUGCUUUGGCCAGCUCAACCCGGCAAUAUGCCAUGCAUCGUGGCUCCAAGUCGGCGUCACAGCAGGCGAAUUCUUCUUUCUUCUCGAUGUCUACGUUCAAAUGCACUCGCGGGUCUACCUCUUCGGGAAUCUCAUUCGAGACAUCAAGGUCAUACGACGUCUUUAUGUCGCGUCAUGGGGAUUUCCUCUGGACAUCGUUGCCCUCCUCCCGCUUGCAGCAUUCUUGCCAGCCUCUCUCGACCUGUGCGGUCUUGACUUGGUCAACAAACUGCUGCGGCUGCGAAAAGUGCAUGCGUACACGCUCAAAGUUGACAAGGUGUUUGCGCGGUACUACAAACUGUGUAAAGUUGUGAAAGCUGUGGUGGUGGUCUACUUUUCAUGCCACGUCAUGGCUUGCAUCUACGCAUCGUUUGGCAAAAAGGGCGAUCCGUCCACCGUGGACGACGCAUGGAAGCUCUACGACUCUUCAACGUCUGCGCACCACCGCCGGCGAUUGACUGCGUCGAUCCAAGACGGAGAAACGAAACAACUCUUGACCGAAUACUUUGCGUCCCUCUUCUGGGCAAUGGGGCUUGUGUGCAAGUGUGUUGAAGGACAAAUUCCCCGCACGUUGCUGCAAACGGUGUUCAUGCUGGCAGUCAUGGUGACGGGGUUUCUUUUGUUUGUGUACAUUUGUAGCACGCUCUUCAUGAUCUCGAAGUGCGAUGCCAACAGCACAGAAGUGUUUGACGCAAAGUUGAACCAACUCAAGUACAUCAUGUCAUUCCACCAAGUGCCCAUGGACAUUCAAGAUCGGGCCAUCGAGUAUUUGAAGAAUGGGUUCAAAAGCGGUGAAGCCAACGACCGCCAGACGCUCAAACUCCUUUGCCCGUCCAUUGCACAGGACAUCAAAUACGCAACACUCCAGUCGAUGGUCACGAGCGUCCCGUUUUUCAAGUAUUGCCGCGCCACGUUCGUCCGCGCCCUGAUCGACUUGAUGGAGACCCAGUCGGUCCCGACCAACUACAUCUUGUGCCGAAAAGGCGAAGUGGGGCAAGACAUGUACUUUGUUCAGUCCGGCGUCAUGGUCGUUAUUGUCGACAACGUCAAGGUGCGCGAGCUUCGUAGUGGCCAUUACUUUGGCGAACAAGCCAUCUUUAUCAACCAGAUUCGUAGCGCUACUGUUGUUGCGUCAACGUUUUGCAUGUUGCAAAAGCUGUCGCGGGCGCAUGUCCGCAUGGUCAUGCAGGGCUACCCAGAGUGCGAAGGUCAAAUUUUGGCGUGUGUGUCGACCAUCGCGGAGGAGCAACGGAAAGUGAGCAUGUUGAUUCAACAACGGUCAUUGUCGAAGUCUAUUGGAGUGGGGGCCGUUCGCGCCGACGACUCCUCGGCAUCCAAGGUACCCACGACGAAACAAGACGUGGUACAACGGCGAAUGAGUAAACGGUUUGUGGGGCCGAUCGGGGACAUCUCGGACUUCCAGCAUGACCAAUUGUCCACGCGCACCCACUCUGGACUGUACCGACUCCUCUUGAAGACACCCAUCCCCCGCAAGUCCACCGUUCGACUCGUGUGGCUCGUUGCUGUCAUGGCAACCACCGUCUACAACAUCGUCGUGGUUCCGUUUAUCAACGUGUUCGACCUCGUCGGCUAUCCCGUCUCCGUUUUCAUCCUCAACACCUUGACCGAUGUCGUGCUGUGGCUCGAUAUUUACGGCAAGUUCAACUUGACGUUUGUGCACGAAGCUGAACACGUCGCCGACACCAUCAAGUGCGCCAACCACUACUACGAGUCGGGUUUCGUGGUCGACUUGGUCUCGACAUUUCCACUGUGGAUUGUGUGUCCGUCGCUCCACAUCCCGCUGCGCGGGUUUCGCCUACUGAGGCUGCUGCACCUCCAUGCCGAGCUGGAAGAAAUGGGCUUAUUCGUCCGAAUCGAUAGUCGCAAGCGCAUAGUCUUGCUUGGGCUUGGCCUUGUCCUGUGUUAUCACAUUGCCGGUUGCAUGGCGCACUCGUUGACGUUCGCCCUCGGCUAUGGGGAUUCGAAUGACGGGUGGCUGCCGCCCAAGACCAUUCGCCUCGUGAAGAUUGUGGACAAUUCAACCGGCAACUUGGUUGGGUACGACUACAUGGAUGGUGCGCGGUUCGUGUCGUUGUCCGACCCCUUGGUCGGUGAAUGCAUCCUGCGGCAGUAUACACGCGCACUGCAGUAUGGCACCGUGUGCUUGACCGACCUUGGGCACAUUCUCGAGCCGGAGGCUCUCGAAGAGUUCGUGCUGGCGCUGGGCCUCAUGUUGAGCGGCAUGUUGCUGAUUUCGAUGCUCAUUGACGACGUCCAGAAGUGUGUGACUGCGUCUGCCGUCGAGCAAUUGCAGUUUAUGACACUGCGGUCGCGCAUGAUGCAAUUUUUCAACAAGGAAAAGAUACCCCACAAAAUUCGUCGGCGCGUGUCCGAAUACAUGGACUUUCGAUGGAGCGCCCAUCGCGGCGCCAACAUGAACACGUUGCUCGGUGAACUGCCCACCACAAUCCGACGCGACAUUUACGGCUUGAUCUGCGCCCCAUUUCUGGACGUGAUCGAGCUUUUUGACAACAUCGCGCCGCAUUUUGACCGAAUCUGCGAACUCAUUCUGGACAACCUUGUCGUCAAUUUGUACACGCAAGGGGAACUCGUUUACAAUAAAGGCGAGUAUGCUGAUGCACUCUAUGUUCUCGUGGCCGGAGAUGUCAUGGUGGUGUCGAAUACUGCUGCUCAGACGGCGUUGCCGCUGCGAUACGUCAAGAUCGGGGAAAUAUUUGGCUGCUCGAGUCUCGUCCUGGACGGUGAAUGUACGGUGCAUGCUGACAACGCCGUCGCUCGAGCUGCCUGCGUUGUCGCCCUGAUCAGCCGAGACACGCUGAAGGCAGCCGCUGCAGAGUAUUCAAACUUUUGCCAAGGUUUGCUCAAGAGGGAACAGAAACUACUCGCAGAGCACAGAGCCAUGACGCGGUUGCUCGACCAAGCAGAGUUGGCUGCGAUGUCCCAACGCAAGCCACGGGGCAUCCUCGACCCCGACUCGCUAUUCGUCAUCGCGUGGGACACGCUGCUCUUUUUCGUGCUGGCAACGCAAGUCGUGGCAAUUCCGUUCUUUUUGGCGUUUGGCUACGCGACGGUUGGCGCGACGUCCCGCAUCAUGUACUCGGUCAUAGUUGAAGUCGUUUUUGCCCUGGAUAUGGUGUUGAAGACUCGCACGGGGUACUAUUCGUUUGGAAACAAGGUGUCGGAUGCGGCGAAAAUUCGAUACAACUAUUUUCACUCGGCCGAGUUUGUCUGGAACGUGGUCGCGAUCUUGCCCGUGGACAUCGUUGCUCCUGGAUUCGAAACCCACCACUCCGAAGUGUGGCGUCUCCACAAGUUGGUGCGACUGUUCACGCUACCUGGGCAAAUUGAAAAGCUGGAGCACUACUUUUUCACCCACAGCAUUCCGAUUCGUGUGCUCAAGGUCGUCUUCUUUGUGUACUUGCUCGCCCAUUACGUUGGAUGUGCAUGGUACGGUUUUGCCAGCUUUGGUUGUACGAUCUGGGGCGACGAUGACUGUCCGUUUGGUAAAGAUGCAUGGCUCCCGAGUCAGGACAUUGCGUUGAAUCAUCCAGGCGUGUCCACGACGGUCAAGUACACGCGAGCGUUUUAUUGGGGACUUGGCCUCCUGCUUGGGUUCAACAAAGGCGACGUCCCAGCGACUCCAUGGGAAGCUGUCUUCACAAUCGUCGUCCAAACUGUGGGGGUGUUUUUGUUGGCUUAUGUCGUGGGCAAUUUGCUCGACGUCGCGCAAAUCAUGGACGGCAACAACCAGUUGUUCUACAGCAACUUGACGUACGUCCGCAAGCUCACGCGGUAUUUUGACUUCACCGACGACGUCCGGACCAAGAUCCAGCACUUUUACUUUUAUCGGUUGGCCCACAGCAUCCAUGAAGAGCAUGUCCUGACGAGUUCGCUUCCCCCAAACCUUGUCGGGGACAUCCGGCUUUUCCUGUUGACUCCCAUGUUGCGGAAGGUGCCCUUCUUUCACGACGAGAUCGACAGCGACUCGCAUGUCGCUCGCCUCCUCGUCCGGCACUUGGCCCAAUUGCUGGUGACGCGCCAUGAGAUUGUAUGCCGCCAGCACGACGUCGGGAUCGACAUGUACUUUGUCUUUGUCGGGUGUUUGAACGUGCUCGUGGCCCAAGUCGACAAGGACAUGUCCGCUGUCCGUCACAGUUCGAUCACGUUCGAGACAUCCCAAUUUGGUACCAAAGUCAACGAGCUCCACGCCGGGUCGUUCUUUGGCGAGCGUGCGUUGUUCUCGGACCAGCCGCGCACAGCGACCAUCCAAGCGAAAACGUUCUGUACGUUGUACAAACUGUCUCGGACGCACUUGGAAUCUGUCUUUGUCCAUUACCCGGCGUGGAAGGCCAAGGUCAUUCAAGUCGUCCAAGAGUACUACAGAAUCCGUCAAAUACAUGUUGAAUCCGUUGAGCCCAAAAGUCCAUCGGCGCAGCCACGUGGCGACGUCGACGCGGCAUUGUACCGACCGAUCCCAGUUGAGGGCACGUGCUUUCGACACAUCACUCAAACCAUCGCGUCCAGCUGGACAUGCCGGUUUGUGUCUCCAAACCAAGUGCUCGAGAACGUCGUGAAGGCGGUGACACAAAUCGAAGUCCAGUCGCCAUUCUACCGCGGAUUUUUGCAUCUCGUGCGGUGCACGCUGUUGUAUGUCGCCGUGCGAGAACCAUACAUGGUGGCGUUUGGCGCGGCGAUUACUCCGACUGUGGCUACAGCAGCAGUGUCGGGACUGGACACCGCUGCCACGGUCGUGUGUGUCCUUGACUUGUGGUUCAAGUGUCACAUUGUCGAAACUCCAGAAUCGUUUGAGUUUUACGAUCGAAUUCCGCGUCCGUCCCGAAUUGGCCUUGUCUUGGAUGUCCUUGUGGUUCUGCCGUUCGACCACAUUUUUGCUACCGUCGUGGUAAACCAAGGGGCGCCGCUGCGCCUACUUCGACUGCUCAAGCUGCGUCAACUAAAUCACGUGUACCGGGAGCUCGAACGCUUCAGCAUGUCCCACGAGCUCAACAAGAUCAAGUUGCUGGCAUUGUACUACUUCAUCAUUUGCUACUGGACUGCGUGUGCGUAUUAUGGCCUCGCUUGUACUGUUGGGUUCAGCAACGUUUGGGAGUCGUCGCUUCCCGUCGUCGACUUCGAGUCCACGGGCGUGUCCGGAGGUUUUGAUGCGCUCUUUACCAUGCACCAGUUUGCUCGAUGCAUGUACUACUCGCUGUGCAUGUACACGGGGGUCGGCAUGGUGUACGAGCCAACGGCGCAGUUGCAAUACGCAUUCAACUGCAUUGUGCACGUGUUUGGGAUCUUUGUCAUGGGCUACGUUAUUGGUGAAGGGUCGACGUUGUGCAUCUACUUGAUUCAGAACGAAGUCGACUUCAAAAUCAACCAAAUGCACGUGAUGGAGUACCUCGGUCGGAAGCAUUUGACCCGGCAACUCCACGUCCGCAUUCACAACUACCUGUCGUACUGGUGGUCGUUCCAACAAGGUGUCAACUACCAAGCCGUCCUCGAGCAGCUGCCGCCGCGCAUCCGUGGCCACGCUGUGUUUGAAAUUUCCCGGCGCAGUCUAUCACGCUUUUCGGUGCGAUACAUACGCCCUGCCGUCCAGCAGUGCGGAAUCGACUUAAUCAUUCACAAGCUCGUACGUCGCUUGGUCUUUCAAGGUUACCCUGCCGGCGAGACGGUGCUCAUCCAGGGCAACAUUGGUCACACAAUGUUCUUUGUCUCGAGCGGAACGGUCAUGACGGUGUCGACCGCCCCAAACUUCAAACCAUCGCGGUUCGAAGAGGGGCAGUUCUUUGGCGACGAAGGCUUGAUGGCCUCCGCCGUCCGUCAAUAUUCGGCCGUCACGCUACGAGCGUGCGACUUGCUGGCGCUGACGGCAGAAGAUUUCUUGGCAGCGAUGAACGAGAGCCCACGAACGGCAGAGUGCUGCAGGGUCGCGCAGAGUGUAGCCAAGUCCCAAAAGAGUUUGAAACACCGUUUGGCGCAGCAAAAGGGGUCGUUCGGCCGCAUGAUUUGCGACAGCAUGACGCACAUGGCGCCGACGCUGCGGUCGUUGAAGCCAAUGACGCCAGAAGUGGCGGAAAUCGUGCUGGGGCAAUUCGUCAAACUCUUCCUACCGUCGCCGCCGCCGAACGACGACUUGGGGACGUGCGUGGCCGACGCAACCACGAUUUGCCACCACUGCGAAUCCAUUGCGUCGGCAGUGUACUGUCGACUGUGUCAGCAAGCGUUGUGUGACAAGUGCUCGAGUCUCAUGCACGACGCCUCGCAUCUGUCAUUUCACCUGCCAAGUAUCGCAAGGCUCAGAGGAGCAGUCGAAAAAAGUCCUCCCGCGACGCUCUUGGCACCACGAUUGCGUCGGUUCGUGUCGUCCAUGGUGUUUCGCCGUCGCACCAAGACACGAUUCCAUGACAGGUCUACCACUGGUCUGGACAACAGUUCGUCUGUUUUGAGCGUCACCCGGCUGUCGAUGUCCACACCGAUGCCGUCGCAGCCCGAGAACGACACGUUGAAUGACAAGUUGUCGAGACGGGGCAAGUUUGGAAUCCACGUCAAGCGACUGGGUGCGUCGACGAGUUUUCAUGAUGGGUCAAGUGGACCCCCAGUGUCCAAGCUAACGCACACGAACUCCGAAGCAAGUCUUUUUGGGACAAUCCAUUCGCAGUCGACUCGAGGCGGACGUGGGCAAGUCGAUCGAAUGCAAUUUCGCGAUGCCUCCGUCGAGACGGCUGAAAAUGCGCCGCACACAACGCUCGAACCGUCCCACCGCCGCACCCAUUCGAAUGGGCUGAAAGUGAGCCACAGUUCCCCCAAGAUUCAAUUCCGUACGACAGACAACAGAAGGAAUGCUUCUGGCGGCAACGAUGACAUCCCCAACGACUCCACCGAACCAUUCCCUCCCGGAGAUGUCGAUUUAUCGAUGGACACGAGCACUCGGCGUGAUUUCAACGGCGUAUCCACGAAGCUCUCCAAGCUGGAGGAAGCGAUCGACGCAACGAUGUCGGUCGCUGCUGCGGACAGCAGGAAUUCGUUUACCUCGACGCGAGGAGGAAAACCAACUAAGGUGUCGACGUUGGACCAUGACGGCAACUAGGAGUCCACUCCAGACACUCUUUAACGGAUAUGACAUCGUUGAUUCUUGUGGUCGCAUCAUGCCACGGAGUGAUGACGCA